AUGGGCACAACGCUCCCGUGCUCCAUGAGUAAUCAGGCCUGGCGGGCGCCAGCGGACGGUCGCCUGCGGUCCUCCCGGCGUGCGAAGCGCGGCACGCGGACGGCGGGGCGCGCGGAGAGAGGCGCUGAGGGCGGCCUUCGGGGUCUCCACUCGGCUGAGGAUUCCCCCACGGGCGGCGGAGGGGCGCCUGGGCAUCGCCGGAGCGCUUUCCGUCGCCUGCGGUCCUCUUGGGGGGCGGAAAGACGGCGGGGGGGCGCGCGGAGAGGCGCCCAGGACAGCCUUCGGAGCCCCGCUGAGGAGCACUUUGCGCAGGCCCAACUGCUUGGAGGAAGGCACGGUGCAGGGCUUGGGAGGAGCGCGGCAGCCGUUGGCAUGAGCGAAAGGGACGGGAUGGUAAUUCAUACGGCCCCGCUCAAGCAGACGUGGAAAUCCACGCCAAGGAAGGGCACCAAGCGUGUGCAGAAGGCCACCAAGAAUGCCAGGCGCCUCAUCAGCGACCCUUUCCAGAGGGAGAGAUUUUCAACGUGGCGAGGGAGGCGGCCUUCUGGUUGGUCUACGUGCAAGGUGAUCGCGAACGGAGGAAAAGCCACUGGCAGACCUCACCCCCAGCCAGAGAGCCAAUCAGGGUCAAUGGGCAAACGAGCAAUGUUGCCAGGCAGAAUUGUAGGACGAAAACAGGUGCCAAGGGAAGACGGCUGUUACCACAAGACAUUGUGCGUAUGA
Molecule: messenger RNA, 723 nt
Organism: Ostreobium quekettii
Lineage: Eukaryota; Viridiplantae; Chlorophyta; Ulvophyceae; Bryopsidales; Ostreobiaceae
Source: the annotation of a GenBank genome assembly